CCUUCCCUCUCUGACAGCUAAAGUUGUUCCCGGUUUGAAAAGGAUUCUUUCUGCUCCUGAAACACACGCAAGAGGAGCGAGGCUCUACCUGCGCCCAUCAGCUGUAGGGGCACAUCGGGAUUUUAACACCGCCUUGAAACAGCAGUACGACGCACUUCACAGACUAAGACUUAACUCCUGAGCAAGUAAAGGAGCAAGGAUAAAAUAAUUAAGAUAAAAGAAGACCGGCGUCAUAAAGCGCACCUGAAAGUUUCUGAUUCCUCGAGAAAAGACUUUCAUCGGCCCUUACAGGCUAUUUUAUGGGAAUUGGAUUGCGGGCACAGUCCACCUAAGAAGUGAAGGUAAAUUAUGACCACCUUGUUUUUGCUGUGUGUGUAUCUGCGCGUCAUCGCAGCGACGAUAUACUAUGAGGAAUUGUCAGGAACGGACUUUGACAACCCGCUGAGUGUGAGCAUUCCUGUAGAGCAGCCACUGCGCCCCCUGCUGGGGGGAAAGCUGCUCGUGCCGUGCUACUUUCAGGACAACACUGUCCACGAUCCCGGCGCGCCCACCAUUGGCCCUCUGUCCCACCGCAUCAAGUGGAGCCGUGUGACCAAGGACAAAGUGACAGACAUCCUGGUGGCCAUGGAGGGCGAAGUGCAGAUUGAAUCAACGUAUUUAGACAGAGUCACCAUGGUCAACUACCCCAGGGUGUCUACCGACGCCUCCAUUGAGAUCACGGAGCUACACUCGAAUGAUUCCGGCACCUACCGCUGCGAGGUCAUGCAUGGAAUUGAGGACAACAAUGACAAUGUUGAGAUCCAGGUGCAAGGGAUCGUGUUCCACUACCGUGCCAUCUCCACCCGCUACACGCUGACCUUCGAGAAGGCCAAGGCCGCUUGCAUCCAGAACAGCGCCGUGAUCGCCAGCCCCGAGCAGCUCCAAGCCGCCUACGACGACGGAUUCCACCAGUGCGACGCCGGCUGGCUGUCUGACCAGACUGUCCGGUACCCUAUUCAUGAGCCGCGAGAACGUUGCUAUGGUGACAAGGAUGAAUUUCCCGGGGUCCGAACGUAUGGCGUGCGGGACGUCAAUGAAACCUACGAUGUGUACUGUUUCGCAGAAAAGAUGUCAGGCAGAGUUUUCUACUCCUUUUCUCCGGAUAAAUUCACCUUUACUGAGGCGAAGGAGCAGUGUGUGAAACUGGGGGCACAGUUGGCCACAACCGGCCAGCUGUACUUAGCCUGGAAGGCAGGCAUGGAUGUGUGCAACGCAGGCUGGCUGGCAGACAGGAGUGUCCGGUACCCUAUUAACAUCGCCAGGCCGCAGUGCGGAGGGGGACUUCUCGGGGUGCGCACGGUAUACCUCCACCCAAACCAGACCGGCUACCCCCACCCAGAGUCCCGCUAUGACGCAAUCUGCUACGAAGACGAAGAGGAGGGUUCGGCCAUGACUACGACCUUUUCAGACCUGCAGACCACCACCGAGGCAGGCAGUAGCCUUGUGAGCAUGGCCACUGUUACCGACGGCCCUGAGGUUUUCCUCAGGAACGCCACCAGGGAAAUCGAGCUGAAGGGUGAGGUGGUGACGCAGGAGCCAGUGAACAUCACGGGCACGGACGGAAUGGAGACCGUGACAUCGGACCUCAUUGGCGCCGGUGACAAUGUUACCGAGUUACCCCUGUCCCCACCCCCGAGCAUUACUGAGGACUACCUGAACAUCACCGGCAUUGAAGAGGAGAUCAUCAUUCAAGCGACUGCUGUGCCUGGGCUAGAAGAAAAGAUUACUCCUGAAAAUUACACCGAGUCUGUGCCUUCUGUCACCGGUGUUGUGUUCCAUUACCGCACCGGCUCCAGUCGCUACGCCUUCACCUUUGUGGAAGCCCAGGUAGCGUGCCAGAGCAUAGGCGCGGUCAUCGCCAGCCCCGAGCAGCUCCAAGCCGCUUUUCAGGGCGGCUUCCACCAGUGCGACGCCGGCUGGCUCCUCGACCAGUCCGUGAGGUACCCGAUCGUUUUUCCACGAGAAAAAUGCUCGGGAGACUUGAAUCAGGCACCUGGCGUCAGAAGCUACGGCCUGCGGCCUGCUGGUGAGCGGUACGAUGUGUACUGCUACAUCGACAGCCCCAAAGGAGAGGUGUUUCACGUCAGUUCGAGUGAGGGCUUCACCUACGACGAGGCAGUGAGCUACUGCCUGGAACAAAAUGCCACUCUGGCCUCCACGGCUGAUCUGCACGCCGCCUGGAAGCAAGGCUUUGACAAGUGUCGCCCCGGCUGGCUGAGGGACCGCAGCGUCCGGUAUCCAAUCAACAAGCCCACGCUCCAGUGUGGGGGAGGGAAAGCAGGGGUCCACACUGUCUAUAGCUUCCCCAGUCAGACAAGCUACCCAGACCUGUACUCCAGAUAUGACGCCUACUGUUUACGGGUUGAUCUCAUGGCACUUAAUGAAACCAAAUGGAACAUUACGGGGAUUGAAGAGGAUCUGAUCAAUAUUACAUCCGUAACUGAUCUCCGAAAACCCGUGAGUCCCUCAAUAGCUCCUCCUAUCUCUGUUGAUAUCUCUGGCUUUGGUUCUACGGACCUGCCUUCUGGUGGCAGCGGCACCUCUGGGGAGAGUUCUGGGUCUGGGAGUGCAAGCGGCGAGGCGUCUGGCACUGAAUCAGGUCUGGGUGAAGACGUUUCUGGAUCUGGGCUCAGCGGAGAUGGGUCUGACAUUCGGGUGAUUCUCCAGGGAAGCGGCGAGAUGCUGUCUGGUGAGGGAUCUGCAUCUGGGAAGCCCCAGGAAGCUGGAGAAGGAAGUACUGGGAUCCUGAUAUUAACAUCUGGGACAGGAUCAGGAGACUGCAGUGGAUUUCCUUCAGGAUUCAGCGAGGCCCUGUCAGGAUCAGGGAGCGCUUCAGGAUUCAUUCCUGAAGAAGGCAGCACUGCAAUAUUUAGUGGUUCAGGAGAGAGUGGAGACUUCACGGGUGUGGCAUCCGGGUCAGGUACAAGUGGGGACCUCUCCGGAUACAGUGGGAUACCAUCUGGAUUUUUACAAUCUGGGGACAUCAGUGGUUUCUCUGGAGACCUUGAUGGUAGUGGGGAUUCCAUGAUUAUUCUGCUAGAUGGCAGUAUGGUAGAUAAAUCCGAAUCCCAGACCUCUACAGAAGAGGGUAGAGGGAAGGUGGAAUUCAGUGGUUCGGGAGAUAUGUCAGGAUUCGGAAUGAGCGGCUUCUUCAGUGGGGACGUCACUGGCCUCGGAUCUGGAUUCAGCGGCUCUGCAUCUGGAAGUGGCACUGAAUUACCUGAAGUGACCCUUUUGGACUCUGAUUUCAUUCAGGUGAUAAAGCAACCAGUAGAAGAGCAAGAAGCUUCUGGACUUAUGGAGUUUGGCUCUGCGGUAUGUGGAGUUCAUUCCGGGGAUUUUUCCGGUUAUUCUUCUGGGGCUUCCGGUAUUCCAGAAAUGAGUGGGGCUUCUGGUCUUCCUGAUGUGAGUGAGAUUCCAGGUCUCCCAGACAUAAGUGGGGAUUCCAGUCUUCUUGACCAGAGCAGUACUUCUGGUCUUCCAGAUGCGACCAGUGCUUCCGGCCUACCAUCAGGAGAGAUCUCAGGUGCUUCUGCGAAUGGGGAUGUCGUUCUUCUUACGGAGGAGGAGAUGGUUGAGAUUUCCAUAAUCCCCAAGAUUAGCCAGGAACUCGGCAAAGGGCCGGUGGAGAUCAGUGGCGCAGGUAGUGGAUCUGUGUUUAUAUCUGGGAGCGGAGACCAGGUUGGUUCUUCAAGCGGAGUCACAUCGGGUACCUUCUCAGGAGCGAAUUCCCAGGAUCACGUGUCGCUGAUCCGUUUCUCUAAGCCUGGAGAGCAGGAGCUCAAAAGCACAUUUAUGGAUGAAAAUCCACAGGAAUCUCGUUCAGAGUUGGUGGAAUUCAUUAGCAAAUACUUCGCCACUGUUCCGGUUCCCAGUGCUGCCCCCACGCCACCAACCGUCUCUCUACCAAUCCCAGAAGUAAUGCAGGAACCUGCAUUUGCGGAUGCUUUCAUCGACCCGUGUGACCCAAACCCAUGUGGGCCUGGCUCGUGUUCGGUACGAGGUGACAUCAGGCACUGCCAGUGCCCUCCGGGUCUCACUGGAGAUGCCUGCCAACUGGACAUUCGCAGCUGCGAGGAGGGCUGGGUGAAGUUCCAGGGUAGCUGUUACCUGCACUUCCCUGAACGUGCACCCUGGCAGGACGCAGAGAACCGCUGCCAGGGCCUCAACUCGCACCUGGUCAGCAUCCUCACUCCAGAGGAGCAGGACUUUGUCAACUCGAACACACAGGAUUACCAGUGGAUUGGACUCAGCGACAAGGCCAUAGAAAACGACUUCCGCUGGACAGACGGGAGCCCGAUGCAAUAUGAGAACUGGAAGCCAAACCAGCCGGACAAUUAUUUUAACUCGGGUGAGGACUGUGUGGUAAUGAUCUGGCAUGAGAAUGGCCAGUGGAACGACGUGCCCUGCAACUACCACCUUCCAUUCACGUGCAAGAGAGGUCCUGUCUUUUGCGGCACCCCUCCCGAGGUGAAAAACGCCAGAACAUUCGGGAAGAGGAGGGACCGCUACGAGGUCUACUCGGUGAUCCGUUACCAGUGUGAAGCCGGCUUCGUGCAGCGCCACCUGCCUGUGGUCCGCUGCCUGGAGGACGGGCAGUGGGAGAAGCCGCGGGUGCAGUGCAAAGGGCCGACGGGCAGCAGCAGUGGGCAAAGUCUACGGAAAAGGUCCGUCAGGACCCAAUCAGAAUCAGCCAGCAGCACAUCCUGGGGCAAACUCCGCUAAGCAGGGGAGGAGAGAGGUUUAAAAAGAUCAUUUUAAAACGAACAAUUAUAUAAGAGUCAUUUUCUGAAAACAAAGAGAUUAUAACAUGAGUGCCCACCUUGUAUAUACAAACACCAAAACAAGUUAGACAUAAUUGUGUAGUUCAUUUGGGUUUCUGAUUGUCAUUCUUUGCGGAUAAAAAAGUGAUGAUUUUAA
Brienomyrus brachyistius is the source of this 4959-nucleotide messenger RNA. It is a transcript of the gene acanb, whose product is annotated as aggrecan b. The transcript is spliced from 18 exons. Gene Ontology annotation, molecular function: hyaluronic acid binding. Gene Ontology annotation, biological process: cell adhesion. The coding region runs from base 349 to 4764 and encodes 1471 amino acids. The record is from RefSeq and is a predicted model, not a curated record. NCBI's taxonomy places the organism in Eukaryota, Metazoa, Chordata, Actinopteri, Osteoglossiformes, Mormyridae.